UUAGUAAAUAAAAACAACGUGUCGAUGCACGCUUGAUAGUUAUUAAAUAUACACGAUCAAAGACGGCUAUGCAACUAAACCUGUGUGUUCGGGGCGUGUACAUUAGUCGGUAAAUGAAUUGUGUUGAGUUGAGCUGGUCAGACGAAAACAUCAAAUUUAUUUGAAGAUUUCUAGUGCAUUUCACAGCGUUAACCACAAAUAAAAUGUAUUCUGCAUUGGGCGGGUCUUCCUUGUCGAACAACUCUUCGGGUAUGUGACUAACAUAGCAUCAAGCGUUGCGUAACAUUCCGAAGGCCUCUUUCCAUGGGAAUAGAAAAAAUAUUUCACCUUCAUAGAGUACAGUUAAUACGAGCGAAACAAAAAAUAAUAAUUAGGAAUAGUAAAGAAAUAAUUGCAAUCUCCAAUUAUGCGUAAUUUGUUUAUUGUAGUGAAGUGGAUUUUAGAUGGAACACGCAAUUAUAUGUCAGACUCGGAGCCAGAACCGCUUGAUCUCAAUAGGAGCAAAAUACAAUGUAUAUGUUGUUUUAGAACAAUUGACUAUUGAUUUGUAUUGCACUAUCUAAGUAUAAUCUGUACGUGUAAAGAUCGACUUGAUUUGAUUUUCACUAUCGCUUGGCAAAUAGAUAGACUUCUAAAAGUAAUAAGCGACAACAGCUAAAACUAAGACUUAUUUGAAUAGAGCGCAGUCUUUUAAUCCGACCCUGUGUUGAUGAUAGAAAACGAUUAUAUAUUUCUUUUAUAUUGUUGACACAAAAUUAAAAUGCAGAGCGUCGUUCCCGCAUGUAAUUUCGAUAAGGUUUUUCCUUGCCUUAUUUUGAUGUUGUUUGAAUUAUGGCUUUGUAGAAAGGCGACCAGUACGAAUUCGUCCUUUUAACUACCAACAUGAGGCUUAAACGGAUUGAGGCGAAGGAUUGCAAGAGGUUCACUAAGAAACGUAUCCCAAUCAUCGAUUGGUUACCGAAAUAUUCUAUAUCCAAGUGUCUUCACGAUAUUCUCGCCGGAUUCACGGUAGGAUUAACCGAAGUACCUCAAGGGAUCGCUUACGCAACAGUCGCUGGUUUGCCACCAGAAUAUGGACUAUAUAGUGGAUUUAUGGGUUGUUUCAUGUACACUGUGUUCGGUAGUUGCAAGGAUAUCAAUAUUGGACCUACGGCGAUUAUGGCGUUAAUGUCACAAGCUUACAUAGCGAAAAUGGGACCAGACGUCGCAGUCCUUCUAACAUUUCUCUCUGGCUGUAUUAUCUUUAUCCUGGGACUCCUUCAUCUAGGUUUCGUAGUCGAGUUCUUUUCGUAUCCCGUGGUAGCUGGAUUUACGUGUGCAGCAGCUCUGCAAAUUGCUUUCUCCCAGUUGAAGAGUCUUUUAGGCAUCAGCGGAAAAGCGAACGAAUUCCUGGAGUCCAUAAUAACUGUGAUAGAGCAUAUAAAAGAAACCAAAAAGUGGGACGUUAUCCUGGGAGUUAUCUGUAUCAUAAUUUUGAUGGUCAUGCGGGAGUUAAAGCGAUUAUCUAAUACGAACGAGAGCAGCAGUCGCAUUAGGAAAUAUUUUGGCAAGUGCAUGUGGUUUUUGUCGCUGGCCAGAAAUGCUCUGAUAGUGAUCAUUACGACGGUCAUAGCUUACUAUUUAGAAGAGGAAGGUCGCAAUCCAUUUACGUUGAUUGGAGAAAUUGGAUCAGGUUUGCCGAACUUCGAACCUCCGCCAUUUAGUAGUACUGUUAACGGAACUCACUACAACUUUGGGGAGAUCAUAAAAGAAUUUGGAGGUGGCGUUGCGUUUGUACCGUUGGUUGCUAUCUUAGAGACCGUGGCCAUAGCCAAAGCUUUCUCUAAGGGAAAGACUCUGGAUGCUACUCAAGAGAUGAUAGCGCUGGGUAUAUGCAACAUCAUGGGCUCCUUCGUGCGAUCCAUGCCCGUUACCGGUUCCUUCACCAGAACAGCAGUCAACAACUCUUCUGGUGUUAAAACACAAUUAGGAGGUAUUAUAACUGCAGCCAUGGUACUUCUGGCUUUGGCCUUUCUCACAAAAACCUUCACGUAUAUCCCGAAGACAACUUUAGCAGCGGUCGUUAUUACUUCAAUGUUUUACCUUUUCGAAUUUGAAGCUUUCAUUUUGCUCUGGAGAAGCAAAAAAUUAGAUUUGAUCCCAUUCGGGGUAACUCUUAUCGCUUCCCUGUUUUUGGGACUCGAGUACGGAAUAAUUCUGGGAAUAGUUUUACAUUUAAUUUACGUACUAUAUCCUGUGGCUAGGCCAAAAAUGGAUAUAAUUAAUGUAAAGAUUCCACAGGGCGAUGUCCUUGUGGUUAUUCCCAAUACAAAUAUGCAGUUUCCAGUGGCGGAGUUCUUCAAGGAGAAGAUUAUUUCGGAGGCGAACAUCGCCCAAUGCACAGUGGUCAUCGAUGGCAGCAAGAUCACUUACAUAGAUAGUACCGUAGCCAAAAAUAUCGACAGUCUCAUCAGCGACAUGCAACUGCGCGAUCAAGAUAUAAUCCUUUGGAAUUUCAAGUCUGAAAUUAUGGACAUAUGUAUUGGUGUCAAUAAGAAGAUGCAACCGUACUUCCGAUCGGGCACAAUUGAGGAAGUAGUGGACGAUCCGACGAUGCAGUGUGUUCAAACCGACAAAAAUUACUCCAUCCAAUAGAAAAUAGCUAAUGUUAUAUAUUAAGUAGAAAUUAAUUUCAGUUUAAAACACUGAGAAAUUAUGUGCGUCUUCAUUCACUCUUAAAUUCAAUUUUUCGAAUCCCUAAGAGCAAACUUUUUUUAUA
Nicrophorus vespilloides is the source of this 2758-nucleotide messenger RNA. Its product is annotated as sodium-independent sulfate anion transporter-like. The record is from RefSeq and is a predicted model, not a curated record. Gene Ontology annotation, molecular function: sulfate transmembrane transporter activity. Gene Ontology annotation, biological process: transmembrane transport. NCBI's taxonomy places the organism in Eukaryota, Metazoa, Arthropoda, Insecta, Coleoptera, Silphidae. The transcript is spliced from 8 exons. Gene Ontology annotation, cellular component: membrane. Bases 883 to 2634 code for a protein of 583 amino acids.